UUCCUAUUUUGGUUUCGGCAACUACUUGAGGUUUAUGCGAACUGUGCCGAUUGUUGACUGGUAACCACACACAUGUUGUAAGAAAUUUUCACCCUGAUGGAGGUGGAAUCAACGUGAGAUUUCCAGCCAGAUUUUGGUUAAGAUGGCCGGCUGGGGAAGAGAGAUUGUCACGUUGCAGUGUGGUCACUACUCCAACUUCGUUGGUACCCACGUGUGGAAUAUCCAGGAAUCAACGUUUUUGUACGAUGAGAACCCAGCUGCUGUUACGUCCAAGGAAAUCAACCAUGAUGUGUUGUACAGAGAAGGCCGAACUAUGACAGGUGCUGUGACCUACACACCCAGACUUGUGACCCUUGACCUGAAAGGUAGUCUGAACACGCUCAAAGCAGAGGGGGUGCUGUAUGACUAUCACACCAAAGAAGACAUCAAGUGGGAAGGCGAUGUCACCCUUCAUGAAGAGAAACCUCCAUCGAAGAAUGAAUUCCUCUCUGAUCUUGAUGCGCAGGAUAUGUUGUGUGAUGACACUCUGCAAGGUACUCACAAAAAGGAUGACCAGUCUACCCCUGACACCGACACCAUGGAGGUGGAGGGUCAGUCUCUGGAGGGUGAAAGCCUACCAGGUCAGCCGGCAGCCCAACCAACCAAGGUGUACCACCUGGACGAGAGCAUUGAUGUGUGGUCAGACUUCCUGCAUGGGCAUCUGCACCCGAAGACUGUCAUGGUGAUCAAGCAGCAUGCCCAUGGGAGUGAAGUGGACCCCUUUGGGCUCUUUACCAAAGGCCGUAGUCUCCUGAACAAGAAGGACAUAGCAGAAGACAUCGAGAACAGACUGCAUUUCUUUGUUGAAGAAUGUGACCAACUUCAGGGAUUUCAGGUAUUGGUGGAUUUCUAUGAUGGCUUUGGCGGUCUGGGAUCCAGCCUUGUUGAGAAUCUAGCUGAUGAGUACAAAGGCAAGGGCAUCAUGGCAGUGGGAGUGGCACCAGCAGUUUUUACAAGCAGUAGCCUCACAGCGGACAACCACCGUCUGAUCAACUCAGUGCUGGCCUUCCAGAGACUUAGUGAGCAGAGCUCCCUCCUCUUACCACUGUCUCUUGCCUCCUCCCUCUGGAGAAAAGUGGGCUCGCCAGUCAAGUUUCAACACAUCCAUUACAAGCCUUCUCUUGCCUACCACACCAGUGCAAUCUUGGCCAGCUGCUUAGACACAGCCACCCUUCCCUACAGAGUCGUUGAUGAUCCCAUCUCACUCUCCGUCCUGACUGAGGCUCUGGGAAACCUCGGGAGAAAGGUUUCAAUGCUGUCGACAUCAUUCCCUCUGCCGUUCCCCGACCAUGGCUACCUGGCCAGUGUGUUGGGCGGAUACACCCAGCGGCCCCCCUGGACACCCCUGACACCCCACACACUCAAAGGCGCCGUGGUCCAACCGUUCGCCCAGUCAGUCGUCCUGCGGGGUGCACCCAUGGAUAGAUUGUACAUGCCCGGUAGACAGCCUCAGAAUGCACUGGAAUCGUGCCGCUCUGUCAAUGAGAUGCUGAAAUGCUACCUGACUGGGAUGUACACCAGAACACUCAGCUCAGGCCUUUGCGUCAACCAGCCUCUGAAGACUGCUGCCCCGUUCCCGCACAUCUUUGAUCCUCGGAUGAGCCAAGAGGGUUUCAUCCAGGACUGGCAACGCCGAGAGGAAGAAGCGGUGGAGAGCAUUCCGAUGAUGACGUCCCUCCAGACCUCACCCGCUGCCCAAGAGAUGCUGUCCCACCUGGUGAAGGAAGGUAGCAAAGUGGACGUCCGCAAGUGCCACGGCUUCUUCGAGGACGGAAUGGAGCAGGAUGAGUACAGCGAGGCACUGGGCAGCCUCGAGAGCCUGGCGCAUUGCUACGAGCAGUGCCCUUAAGAAGCUCUAUGGUGCGGGAGUUCAGGUACCAGACUCAUGAAACCUAACCUCCGCCCUAAAAUGAAAAUGAUAGAUCCAGCUGUCAGUAUUCAGAUCCUAGGUCACAAAGUUGGAAACUGAGUUGCACAAUAUCUAAGGCCAAGUUCUUGACAAAAAUAUUGACAGAGAUUUCCCUGAAAAAAAAUCUGCAGAGUAUAUCCAUCUUCAAAAUAAAUGAUAGGAAUUGACUAAGUUUUUAAGCUUUCCAGCCCAGUGUUGGUGGGUCUAACUUGCUUAAUGACAAAGGGGACUCUGUUUUAACCGUGGUCAAAUAAGGUGUCCAUUUUAAAAAGUCUGGUUUAGUUUUUUAAGAGUAUUACAAAGACCUUGUACCAGUUUUACCAAUUUCAUCACUUUCCAGGGUUUGAAUCAAAGAGGGGGAGCAUUGCAUAUUGAUUGACAGAGCAACAUUUUCAUCACAGAUUGAUUUUUUGCCAUUCUAGUUGAUAUUCCAAGCGAGGUUUAAAAGGAUUGUUAACACACAACUCUUUUAAUAGUGUCAUUUGUGCAUUAACCACUUACUGCUGGGCGACCCGUUUUCGAGUACAUAGGCUUUAUAUGCAGAGCUGGG
Messenger RNA from Acanthaster planci (crown-of-thorns starfish), 2498 nucleotides. It is a transcript of the gene msto1, whose product is annotated as misato mitochondrial distribution and morphology regulator 1. Gene Ontology annotation, biological process: mitochondrion organization. Gene Ontology annotation, cellular component: mitochondrion; cytoplasm. NCBI's taxonomy places the organism in Eukaryota, Metazoa, Echinodermata, Asteroidea, Valvatida, Acanthasteridae. The record is from RefSeq and is a predicted model, not a curated record.